AUGGGUCCCUGUACGGCCUCCCAUUGCUGCUGUCUCCAUCGCCACACUCUGCCAUGUGCCACUUUCAGGUCUCCUCACACUGCUGGUGGGUUCCAUUUUGUCAUAGGGUUGCUGUAUGGCCUCCCAUUGCUGCUGCCUCCACCGCCACACUGUGGCUCCAAACACUGGUUUUGGCCCCGUGACUGGCCAAAUGAGUGAAGUGUGCGGUGAUUCUAAGAUCGACGGCACUCAUCUGCAUGUCAUACUGACUGACAGUAUUAUUUCUCUUCCCCAGCAGACUCCAAGGGCAUUUAAAUUAAAGGUACAGUGUUCUGCACUAAUAUUA
Molecule: messenger RNA, 325 nt
Organism: Staurois parvus
Lineage: Eukaryota; Metazoa; Chordata; Amphibia; Anura; Ranidae
Source: the annotation of a GenBank genome assembly